Molecule: messenger RNA, 5379 nt
Organism: Babesia bigemina
Lineage: Eukaryota; Apicomplexa; Aconoidasida; Piroplasmida; Babesiidae
Exons: 1
Coding region: 1-5379 (1792 amino acids)
Source: RefSeq, a predicted model, not a curated record
AUGGGAUUUUUGAGUGGUGUUCUCAGUAACAUCAAAGAUCAUUUAGGGCAGCAUAAUAAUGAAAUUAGCAAUGCAAUUAAGUCACUUGAGACCUGUAAACAUGGUGGUAAAUUAGGUUUUAAUGAUGCGAUUGGAAGGGUGGUCGAAGGGGUGCGGGGGUAUAAUGAGAGAGUUAAGAACUCUAAUGAUUCUGUCAAGAGCAAGAUAACAGACUUGGACAGUCAAAUGAAGAAACUCAAACAAUCGGUGAGUGAAGAUUUAAAAAAUAAUUUUGCUGCAGGUGCUGGAAGAAUUGUGCAGGGAUCCGUGGACUCUGCUGACCAAUUGGUGAAGACAUGCCUUAACAACGCAGACAAAUUUAAUGAAUCUUUAGACACUGCAAAAUAUGAAAACGUGAAAAACGCAAUUAAUGAUCUUAACUCUAUUGUGCGUGAUGAUGUGAAUAAAGCGCGUGCCUGUGUUAAGCUUGAGACGGAGCAGUUCGCUGCUCUGUCGAGUAAGCAGCAGGAAGAUCGAAAGGUGAUGAGGGAGAAAAUAGAGCGUUGUUUGACAGACCUGGGAACUUGCGUGAAUGAUAGUAUCAAGAAAAAGGUGAAAAAUCUUGUUGACGAUUUAAGCAAGAAGGUGAAUGAAAUUAAGAGGCAGCUGGAGGAAAUAAAGAAACAGCUUAUGGAGUAUAUAGGAGAGUUGACGACGUGGAUUGGUCAAGCAGAGCCUUUGAUUAAUUCGGCGUUUGGGAAGGUGGAAGAGAUAUUAAAGGAAGUUAAUGAAGGUGAUUCGGAAAAGAAACCUUUCCUCAUCGCAUCGGCUGUUAGAGAGAUUACAGCAUCCGUAUUGAUACUACACGGCGCCGGUGAAGAGGCUAAAAAGCAUGUCAAAGAGAAAGUGACUGCAGCACUUAAGCAGGUUAAGGAGAUGAACGACGAGCUGAAGAAGGAUUUGUAUAAGGUCAAAGGAGCGAUUAAGAAAGCGAUUUGGGAUCACGUUAAUGAAAAUAUUGUGACGACGCAUUUCAAUAAUUUGGAAAAAAAUGUGAGAGAAGGAUUGUGGAAGAUCGAAAGUGCGAUCAAGACUCCGCUCGAAAGCACAGUAGAAAAAUCGUCUUUUUUUUUUGAAAAAUUCGAAGACACGAAGAAUGCAAUUGAGGAGGCAGUUAAGAAUGUAGAAGGAAAUUUGCAAAAUCUCGAGGCAUUCAAGAAUAUUGAGAGCAUUGGCAGCGGCGUCGAAGGCAAUGUUCAGCUCUUAAGCUCUUUGACGAGGGCACCAUUCACACAACUUAAAACAUAUUUCACUCAUCUCAAUCAAGACAUUAUGAUACCUCUAAAAAACAUAAUGCAGAAUAGGGGAUGGCAAGAAAUUAUUCGAUAUGCUGACGCAAGAUAUGUAAAUCAUAACAUUAAAGAUGUUAAGGAUGAACUUUCUAAGCAUCUAACGACACUUCAGAGUGCUGUCAAGGGCAGCAACCCAGGUCUUAAAUUUCAAGAAGUUGAAGCACAGCUGAAGAGCACAGUUGGCGACAUGUUUAACGUAAAAAAUAACAUCCAAGAAAAACUCGGUAGUGUUAUUGAACUGCAAGGGAUGAUAAACAAACUUCAGCAGUCACCGCCAACAUUAGAACAGGGAGAUGCUGCAAAGAUUUUCACUGCCUUAGGUCAAAUAGCCGAAGGUGUUGCCGAACAUUACAAAGAGGUUGUUGAGGCUACCAUAGAUGCCAUAACAAAGAAAUUGGAAAGCGAAGUGAAGGGUGUGACCGCAGCUAUCAGAAAAAAGGUGUCAGCAAUAUAUAGUGGCAUAAAAGAUGCCAAUGAUGAAGAAAAAAAAAUAGAGUACAGUGCGGGAAGUCUACAUGAAAAGGCUCGAGGAUUACUGACUCUGGUGAACAGUUAUAAGAUGAAUGUUAAAGCUGAGCUUGAGAAGCUCAAAACGGAAACUAUACCGCAAGCGUUCAAGAAGAAGUCGCUGAGCGGUCCAGAUUCGAAAGAUUAUAACUUUGGUAGUGGUAUCAUGGACGAUUUCAUACGCACUCACGCGGAACUAAACACUGAGCUUCAGGCGAGCAAAUUUCAGGCAGCUGUCGCUGAAAAACUUAAUACAGAGAUCGGAAGGGAUGCAUUGAUACAGGGAGGUGGUGUAGGUGGUAAAAUAGCGGAAUUUUUGAAAGAUAAAUACCCGAAUUACACAGGGCAAAUCAACCAAGAUACUCUUGAGCUCUUGAAGACUAAGCCUGAUGAGCUAAAAGGUGACCUGCCUGAAAAGAUAAUAGACAUUAAGACCCAGGUAGAAAAUGCUUUGAUAAAAAUCGACAGUGAAAAGGAAUACGCAGUAAAGGAAUUGGAAAAAAUCACUGCCACCCUUCAUGAGCUUUGCCAGGCUGUAAGAGCCGCCGGUGACCACGCUCAGGGGAGUCUGAAACAAUUGCAGGACACGUACUUCAAUACAUCUGAAUACGCUAAAAACGGCAUUAGAAUAAUUCAGUAUCAGCUUACCAAUCUGCAAGAAGAUGACCUGGCAAAAGCCAUCAAGGAAGCCACCAAAUUCUUACAUGAAGCUGAAAAAAUACGCGACGAUACCACUCGAUCCCUAAAAAUCGAUGUCGACGGUCAAGUCAAAGAAGUCAAAAGGCAACUCACCUCCGAGCUCGACAAGCAGUACAUCACCACCAUGGCGCUGCAGCUCGACCACUUCGCCGACAGGGUCACCGCGCACCUCAAGGGACUGCCCGAGGCGAUCGAACAAGACAAGAACACUGGCUUCAAAGGCUUCAUGGAGGCGUUCGAGGGGAAGCCGGAAGUUAAGCCGAGGGAGAAGUAUGCUUUCGAAGCGCCUACAGUUGAACUGAGUAAACUUGAAGAGUUUAAAGGAGCUGUUACUAAGCCACAUAAUUCCAAGAAAGAUGAAUUUAAAACGCUGUCGGAGGAGUUCAAGAAAUUGUACAUCAACCUCCACCUAUAUGUCAACAAAGAGACCGUAAGGGUGAACGAUGAAGAGAACAGCAAGAAGCACCCCGCUGGAACGGACAUUCAUGACUACCAACGCAGGCUCUUAGCAAUGUAUGACCGCUUCAAUGAGUUGAUGUUGCACAUUGCUAACGCAAACAGGUAUGAUCAUCAGAUACCAGGCCUGCUCGAUGGGCUGUUGGAGGCGCUCCAUGACCUCAAACCGGACGGCUUCGCUAAACCCAGUACGCCGGUUAUAGAUUGUGUCUCCAGCGGUUUAACGAACUUCAUCGGUGAGCUGAGUAGAGUUUACAUAUCCGCGUAUGACAGGCAGAAGUUUGGUGAGUUGGUGAAAAAUCCUAACACCGAAUAUUCUGUGUUGACUAAAGAAGGACGUGACUGCGCCAAAACGUUCCUGACUUUACUGGCGAUUCUAAAUGACGACCUGAGCUAUUUUAGAGAUCAAUGCAAUUCAGAAUGGUCGAAGCGUAAACUGUAUUCCGGUAGCAGUCUUGGUUCAUUUUUGCGAAGGUGCGGUUACCGUGUUGCCAUCAAAGAGACAGAUCAGAACGGUGAGCUGCAGAACAAAACUGGUUUCACCGGGUCAUCAAUUUAUGGAAAGUUAGUCGGAGAAAAUUAUGAUCACGUCUACCGCAAUGAUAAGGACACCAAAUUUGCACUUGAAAAUAUGUAUGCGUACCUCACCCUUUAUUACGAUGUCUGCCACAUCGCCGCUUCCUUGUCGACUCGGCGACCGUGUUCCAUAUACGAAAUGCUCGGUUGGUUCACCAGUCUGGUCCAUCACCCAGUCUACUUCGAGCUCACAACGAACGAUUUUGCUGAUCUUUUCGAUAAGCCCAAGAAGAAAGCGGGGGGCAACGCUGCGGUGGACGGCAUCACCUUCGAAGAACCAAGCAGCCUGCUGUUGAAUGCUUACCCACAGAACCUCACGCCUAGUGAUCUACAUGACGCAGUUAUGCACGUCACGUCCCUUGCUCCAGUCAUCCUGACUACCAUCGUCGGUUACGGUGAUGAGUUCACCACCUACGCCGUUGACUACCACAGUAACGCCGCUGGAUUUGCGAUCCCCUCAUCGCCUUCGUCAUGUCUCAACAUGUUGCUCGAAUUGAUGCGUCGACUGUUUCCUGUGUUCAGAUUCCUGCACAGCCGCUGUAGCAACCUGGCAUCGGAGUACGGUUGGUAUCACUGCGCCUAUGGCAGCGAUGUAGAGUCCGCCGGUUGGCAGUGUAAGGACCACUCGAAAACUGAUGUCGAGUGCCGUCCCAGAUCACCGCUCAUGUCGUACCUCCGUGACUCCCUUCCCGGCCACUUGCCUCACCAACUGACCAGCGUUGACUGUAAAUCGGAAUGUAAGACGUGUCCCAAAUUAACACCCGGGAUGCCAUGUAUCACGCCACUCGGCUUCAAGGGUUUCUCGGGAAGCAAAAGGACGGGUAAAGACAUAAGCAACGUGCUGAUCAAAUUCUUCGACAAAGGCGUCGCUUCAUGCCUGCUGUCCCUGUCGCCCAGACCCCCGAGCAGCUUGCCAGAACACUAUGCUUUUGCGUUGUCCUUCGUGAAAGGAUGGUCAUUUGGUAGUAGUAACGGGCUGAAACAGAAGAUUGAAUCUACAAUGAAAACAGCAUCUAUCGAUUUGUAUUCCGAUGCAUCUCCUCUUACCAAUGCGCUGACGCAAGCCUAUGGUGAUGCACGAAGCAGCCAUGGCACCAACCAUCCCAAAUCAUCCGAAGAUGCUGUAUCAAGCCUGUCAAUCAGUACUAGAUGCAACGGUGCGAAUCACUGCGGGCCUUAUUUGUCUACCCUUUACUCGGACACUUAUCCUUACUUCGGCAACAAACACUGCGACGCAUACAUGUCCUGGUCGGUUUAUUUGCCGUGGACGUUUUGGCAGCAACUCAACAGUUUGUAUAACGCAUUCUUACAGAUAUUCUGCCAAGACUGGGGAUGCACUGGCUGCUUGAGAGGGGACACCUGCAAAAAAGGGACGCACGGUAUGCUCAACCCGGACGUCCCUGGCGACGGAUGCAAAUGCCCAUCGAUUGUUGGAUGCAAGGGAGUGGGUCCUACAUUAUACCAAUAUGGUUUCACAUUCCAAGAUGUACAUUGUCUGAUAUCCAACCAAACGAAAUGCUUCAACCUGCGCAAUCAGUUAUUUAGUGUGCUGCAUUCGCAAUAUUUCAAGGACCUCUUCGAAAAGUGUGAUGAGUUCCUCUGGAUCAUCAGGCAACCCUUCUCCUACCUUGUCCUUGCCCUCUGGCUCCUCUCUUUGUUGUACCUCAUCCACAUCAUGGUCAUCCGCCUCGACCUCCUCCACAUCAAAUCGCAUCUACAUAGUCCCUCGAGUCAUCGCAUCGCCGCGCAAUCGCUGUUGGCUGCUGCACGUGUUAACAAGCUUAACAGGGUGUUUUACCUGCAACCGUAA